Messenger RNA from Fusarium fujikuroi IMI 58289, 489 nucleotides. RefSeq lists its product as uncharacterized. The coding region runs from base 1 to 489 and encodes 162 amino acids. The record is from RefSeq and is a predicted model, not a curated record. The transcript has 2 exons. Lineage: Eukaryota; Fungi; Ascomycota; Sordariomycetes; Hypocreales; Nectriaceae.
AUGCCCAUCUCUAUCCCUCUGCCUUCUCUCGUGGCCACUGCCACAGGCAUCACUGGCUCAGCAUAUGCAUCUGGCUUCAUUGCCUCUCUUUCACUUGCUGGUAUACCUUCUGCUCUGCAACUCUCAGGACCACCCGCUGUUUCCGUUUGGCAGGUCCUCUUCAACCGCGGAUUCGCUCUUAUGCCCAAAUUUGCUGGGACAACUGCAAUCGCAUAUCUAUACGCCGCAUACACAGCUCAUCAGCAGGGCCGUAACUGGAAGGGCCUGGCUGCUAGUGCUGCCUUGACUGUCUCGAUCGUCCCUUUCACUAUCAUUUUCAUGAGUUCAACAAAUGACCUUCUGUUUAAGGCGUCUGCUGGAACCUUGGAUGCCUCACAGGAGGACGUGGCUACAUUGAUCGGAAGAUGGGGAGUUUUGAACUUAGUACGAAGUCUGCUUCCUCUUGCUGGAGCGGCUCUGGGUUUCUCAACUCUGUUCAGUGAAGAGUGA